AGUAAAACAGCUGAGACACAUAACACGCGCCCAGCACAUUACAUAAAGGUGCGCGCCGCCGCGGCUCUUGUAGCUCAGGGCCUAGAACGUGUGUGAUUUACGAGCGAACCACUGUGACAAAGUCGCUGCAACGGGACUAGCGGCUUUCGGAAGUUCCUUCGGCUUGCGAGCCUCGGCCCCGCCUGCUGCGCCUGCUUGGAUGGUCACGGCUGCCAAACCGACGGGUUCCGACUGCUUCACCUUCUGCCUUCCGCUACGUCGCUCCUUGCGUGCACGCGCAGGCAGAAACAGCGACCCGAACUCGAAGCGACUGCGAAGCCUUCUCGCUGAAACUCCCCGCCUUCCACGCCCCGCGCGAGCUCCGUGCUGGCCCCUCCCUCCGUUCGUAGCUCAUCAUGGGAACCAGUAGCUUCUGGCGACGCGACCUGCGGCCGUCAGGGCGGGCCGUGCUGCUGACCCUGUCUGCCGCCGCCGCCCUCCUGCUGCUGGCCCUAGCGCCCGAUCCCACUGCCGCCGCCUCCACCGCUGCAGCAACCGGUGGCCGGCGGCGGACUGCGCGCCAACCCCUUCACCACCACCGGCACCUGGCUCAGGCUACCGACGGCGGCACCAACACCACCAGCACCAACAGCACCGCCAACACAACCAUGCCGGUGGCGCCCCCCGCCAGCUCCGGCGGCUCCGGCACCAUGCCCCCCGCUGCAACUUCGAAUGUGACUGUGGCCGGCGCAACCCUGCCAGGCGACGUGACGGCUGUGCGCUCCUGCCUGCCCUUCAGCAUCCUCAUCAUGCCCGCCAACGACGGCAACAGCAACAGCAGCAGCAGCGGCGACAGGAGCAGUAGCAGCGGCAGUAGCAAUGCCACCAUUCUGAUGUCGGCGGAGCCGGGUGUGAUCAAUGCCACUGACAUCAGCUACUCGGUGGCAGACGGCAUUCUGGCGCUGUCGCUGUCGCAGGGUUACGUGACGCGGCACGUGAUCAAUCUGACCAUCAAUACCGCCAACACCUCCUCCCUCCGAUUCGUCCAGAACUUCGGCCCCGGCAACAUCGUGGUUGGCCCCGGCUUCAACGUGAGCGACUUCUCCGCCGCCGCCACCUCCAUCGGCGGCGUGCUGGUGCAGGGGCUCACGGCAGGGCACGCCUACAUCACCAACACAGGCACCGGCACUGUGGCCCUCAACGGCUCGCUGUCUGGCGCGGACGUGACGGCGGGCGGCACCGCCAAGGUGUACCUGGCCGGCAACACCAGCGGCGGCGUGGCGGUCAGCCUGGACGGCAUCAGCACCACCUGGGUGCAGGGAGGCAGCGACACGUCCAUCACCGGCUCCGCCAACGGCCUGGCCAAGGUGGUCUACUCGACAGGCAGCUGCAACGUGCAGAGCGCGUUCCAGUCUUUCUUUGGCGUGUCAAUCUUCGGCGACCCCUGCCAACGCGCUAGCAGCACCCCCUCCGUCACCUUUAGCCCCGCGUGGAGCUGCGGACAGCGGGUGGAGGGACAGUCCAGCUGCCCCGCCGACCUGUCUCAAACCUCUACCAGCGGCGUGGGCCUCGGCAGCGGCACCAGCGGCAGCGGCAGCACCAGCAGCACCCCCGAGGGCACCAGCGGCGGCAUUGCCAGUGAGGGCGGCGGCGCCACCAACACAGUCAACGGCCAGCCAGGCACCGUCACCACCGGCACCUUCACCACCCCCGGCGGCAGCGCCUCGGCCGGAGGCUCCGUGUCGGGCCCCGGCGGCACUCUGACUGGCCAGCAGUCGGGCAGCGGCGGCAACGCCCCCACCUUCUCCACCUCCAACCUGCCGCUGGUGCUGCCUGGCAACAUCUUCGGGGGCAAUGGCCUGGACCCCAACUUUGACUCCAUCUUCAGCAACAUGGCCAAUUCGGUCCAGUCCGUCAGCACCGGCGGCGGCGGCGGCGGCACCGCCUCGGUGGCCUCCGUCAGCAGCCCCGAAGGCACUACCACCAUCAACAGCGGCGGCAGCGGCACCGCCUCAGCGCUGACCAUCCCCUCCACCGGCUCCGGCCUGGCCAUCGUGUCGCUGACGUGCAAGGACCCGGCAGCGACCCGUGCCAUCUUUCCGCCGUCGACCGGCAACGCUAGUGCCGCGGGCACCAGCACCAGCGGCUGAGCCACAAGGCGCAAGUAGAAUAAGGAAACGACGGCGAUGAACCUUACAGCAAAGCAUGAUGUGUCUAGUGGUCUGCUUGUUUUGCGUGUUGACGUUGUCGGUUCGUGUUUGUCGGUUGACGGUGCAGCUCAAGCUUGUAACCAUCAGGCUAAUUGCGCAUGCAAGCUUGUUUGAACGAGCUUAGCAUGUAAUUUUGUGAAUUGCCUUACAUUGUGAAUUACCCUAUUGUGACAGCUCUUGCAUACUGGUACAUGCUCCUAAACUGUAAAAUGAUAUAAAA
This is a messenger RNA of Chlamydomonas reinhardtii, 2409 nucleotides long. RefSeq lists its product as uncharacterized. The transcript is spliced from 9 exons. Lineage: Eukaryota; Viridiplantae; Chlorophyta; Chlorophyceae; Chlamydomonadales; Chlamydomonadaceae. Bases 396 to 2129 code for a protein of 577 amino acids. The record is from RefSeq and is a predicted model, not a curated record.